Molecule: messenger RNA, 2172 nt
Organism: Diorhabda sublineata
Lineage: Eukaryota; Metazoa; Arthropoda; Insecta; Coleoptera; Chrysomelidae
Exons: 1
Coding region: 132-1751 (539 amino acids)
Source: RefSeq, a predicted model, not a curated record
UUCAAUUAUCUCUUUUUAUACACAGGUAUAGUGCUCAUGCGCCUCCACAACUCCCUUCUUGUAACCACAAGGACACAUCGUCAUUUAAGUGUGCGAAACUCACGCAGCUUGACAUUGAAAAUUUCCACAAAAUGUUGUAUGCAAACAAAUCAAAACAAUCACAAGAUUGUCUGUUGCUCAAGUACACCAAUCAAUCGCUGCCGAAAAAGCGAAGUGAAACUGUUGAUGGCAAACGAAAAGUUGCUGUAACUACAACAUACUUUGUCCCGAGAAAAACGGGAAACGUUAAGGUCUGUCAGAAAACAUUUCUGAAUGCUUUGCGGGUAUCAAAGGACAGAGUGCGAAUUUUGUGCCAACGCCACUUCCUCAAAGGAGAAACGUCAAAGGAGCGACGUGGCGGAUAUCGAGUUAACCAGGCAUUCGCUGAAAAAAGACAAACCGUAAAAAAUUUCAUCGACCAGUUGCAGCCUAUUGAAUCGCAUUACGGGAGAGAUAAAUCAACGCGUCUGUAUUUACAAUGUGAUCUCAAUAUCAGGAAGCUUUGGAGGCUGUACAACAGUGCACAAGGAAGUUCCUGUUCACAAGUGAAAUAUGAGUUUUUUCGUGGUAUUUUUACCAAAGAUUACAAUAUAAGCUUUAAAACUCCAGCAACUGAUGCCUGUUCAACAUGUAUAGAACUUCGGCUCAGUAUUCAAAAUUCAAAUGGUGCCGAAAAAAUUCAUAACAUGGCUAUGUUACGAGUUCACCGCCUAAAAGCAAAGGCAUUUUAUGAUGAGCUGCGGACUGAGAAAAGCGACACCUUGAUGUUAGCGUUUGAUUGCCAAAAGAACUUAGUAUUGCCAAAAGUGCCAGAUCAGUCCGCAUAUUUUAGUCGGCAACUGUACUUGUUUAAUUUUACUGUAUGUGCAGGCUCAUCUAAAAGUGAACAAAAUAAGGAAACUGUCACUAUUUAUCCUUGGUUGGAAAAUGAGUAUUAUCGCAAUGCAAAUCAAAUUGCUUCCGCAGUUUUUUACCAAUUAAAUACCACUGCUUUUGAGACAAACAUUACAAAUGUCCAACUUUUUGCUGACGGUUGCCCUGGGCAAAACAAAAAUAUGGUUCUAAUGGGAAUGCUAAUGUACUGGCUGCAAAUGAAGGCACCUAAACAUGUUAAAAUCAUUGAAGUGGUAUUUCCGGUAGUUGGACAUUCAUUUUUGCCGCCAGAUCGUGUUUUCGGAAGAAUUGAACGGAGCAUUAAAAAAAGAGAAUCUAUUGUCAAUCCCAAUGAAUAUAUUGAAAUUUUUGAGGAAUCCGGCACCGUCAGACAGUUCGGCAAUAACAACUUAUUGGUAUACAACUGGAAAUCAGCCCUUGGCAAAAUUCUUAAACCCACAGCGCAGUGGCAUUUUAAAAUAUCACUGUGUAAAAGAAUUAAAAUAUUAACAUCGUCACGUCAAGGAACGACGGUCGUUAAAGGCGAAAUUUCCUAUAAGAACGAAGUCUCAUGUUUUCGUUCUCUUCUGAAAAGGGGUUGCAAACUCAGUGAUUUAGAUAAGCACCUAGAGAUCGUUCCUCCUGGAGUACCAUUAAAAAGUGCCAAAGUGAAUGAUAUACAUAAGUUACUAGAGAAGCACUUUGGUAAAGAUUGGGCUGGUGACGACCAUUUGGCUCUGUAUAAGUCACUAGUUAAUGAUAAUGCAGAAAGUGAGGCUCAAGAAGAGGUUGAAAUGUAUGAAAUACAAGCAGAAGUUGGUGAUAUAAUGCAAAUUUAGAAAACUAAGUAUUGACAAUAUGAAUAGUAUGAUAUUAUUUACUUUUGUUUUGAAUUUUUAUUUUUUAUUUCUUACGAACUCGAUGUUAUCUGAUGUUUAUUAAAUUCAAUAAACGAUGUCCAUUUGUUGACAAAACUCAGUUAUUUUAAUUCAUUCCCGUAGCAAAAUUCAUUCAUUUUUGUGCACAGUAGCAAAACUCAAAAACUCACUGAUUUUUGAUCAAAGGACACAUAAAUAACACAUACACGACACUAUUGUUUAACAACAAUAAAUAUUUGCAAAAGUAUUAGUAACAAAAGUUAAACGUUUUUCCUGAUUUAUGAAAAAUAACAAAAAAGUAUAUUAGCGACUUUUGCAACUGGACGCCUCAUGUAUAGAUGUUAAUCAUCUGGAUCUUAAUAAUUUUUAAUGGAUUAUAUCA